This is a messenger RNA of Emericellopsis cladophorae, 990 nucleotides long. RefSeq lists its product as uncharacterized. Gene Ontology annotation, biological process: phosphate-containing compound metabolic process. NCBI's taxonomy places the organism in Eukaryota, Fungi, Ascomycota, Sordariomycetes, Hypocreales, Bionectriaceae. The record is from RefSeq and is a predicted model, not a curated record. Gene Ontology annotation, molecular function: inorganic diphosphate phosphatase activity; magnesium ion binding. The coding region runs from base 1 to 990 and encodes 329 amino acids. The transcript has 2 exons. Gene Ontology annotation, cellular component: cytoplasm; nucleus.
AUGAUUAUCACAUCCAAUGUUGUUCGCCUGCUGGCGGCUCUCCCCGUAGUUGGAGCUACGGCUGUUGCAAGCAAGCCCUUUGACGUCAAGGGCCUCUCGCUUCGUGAGGUCGGUGCUCGAAACACUCUCGAGUGGCGCAUCUGGCUCGAGAAGGACGGGGAGCCCAUCUCCUUCUGGCAUGAUAUUCCUCUGUACCCCGACCCCGAGGACAAGAGCAUCAUCCACUACUACACCGAGAUCCCUCGGUGGACCGAUGGCAAGAUUGAGACAAAGCGCGAUGAGCCCCUCAAUCCCAUUUUCCAUGAUGAGAAGAAUGACCUGCCCCGCUUCGUCUACAGCGUGUGGCCUCACAAGACCUACCCCUUCAACUACGGCUCCAUCCCCCAGACAUGGGAGGACAAGAACCACGACCACCCAUUCACUGGCUAUCCCGGCGACAACGACCCGGUGGACAUAUUCGAUAUCAGCGAGCUACCGCCCAGCUACAUUGGCCAGGUCAAGAAGGUCAAGGUGCUGGGUGCCCUGGCCAUGAUUGACGACGAGGCCACCGACUGGAAGGUCAUUGCCAUUGACGUCGAGGACCCUGUUGCCUCCAAGGUCGAGUCCGUGGAGGACCUCGACAAGUACCGCCCUGGUGUCCGCCAGCAGAUGUACGACUGGUUCAUCUACUACAAGGUCGUCAAGGGUGACGGCACAAACACCAUUCUUGGCGAGGAUUACCAAAACGCCACCUUUGCUCAGCAGGUCCUCAGCGAGUCGCACGAUUACUGGCUGGAUCUCAUGAAGGGCAAGAGCAAGCCCGGCAAAAUUGUGCGCAACCAGACCUCCAAUGCACGCUUCUGCUCGACCUACAUCCCCAAGGAGGAAACGACAGAAGCUUUCAAGCUGCCCAGCGAGUCCGAGAUCCUCCCUGCCGCGGAGAAGCCCGAGGAGUACAGUCGGUGGUACUACCUCGACCCCGAGAACAACUGGGAGCAGAUUCAGGUCUAG